Loxodonta africana (African savanna elephant) is the source of this 265-nucleotide messenger RNA. Its product is annotated as small proline-rich protein 2G-like. The record is from RefSeq and is a predicted model, not a curated record. The transcript has a single exon. Bases 59 to 265 code for a protein of 68 amino acids. Lineage: Eukaryota; Metazoa; Chordata; Mammalia; Proboscidea; Elephantidae. Gene Ontology annotation, cellular component: cornified envelope.
UUCCUUCUUGUGAACACUGUCAUCUAAUUUCUUUCAGAUUUCCAGAGACUCCAGAAAGAUGUCUUACCAGCAGCAGCAGUGCAAGCAGCCCUGCCAACCACCUCCUGUGGUGUGCCCACCUAAGUGCCCUGAGCCAUGUCCACCUCCAAAGUGCCCUGAGCCAUGCCCACCCCCAAAGUGCCCACCUCAGCCAUGUCAGCAGAAAUGCCCUCCUACACAGAUAUACCAACCCUGUCAGCAGAAGUGUCCUCCUAAGAGCAAGUAA